Messenger RNA from Linum trigynum, 330 nucleotides. The record is from the annotation of a GenBank genome assembly. Lineage: Eukaryota; Viridiplantae; Streptophyta; Magnoliopsida; Malpighiales; Linaceae.
AUGAUAUCGACGAGCAGAAGUAACAGCAAGUUCACCUCCUCUGAGAGGCUGGCGGUAAUAUGCUUCAGCUUUUUGGCAGUGAUUUCGCCUCUGUAUAUCGGCGGGAGGGAAGAUCCAGAAGUUGAAGAGGAGACAGAGCCCUUUAACCUUGCCACUUGGCUGCCUCUGCUGCUCAUCUUGGCAAUCGCCUUUUCCCUGUACCUGGACCGCAGCUUUACCAAGUUCGAUCCCAACUGGAUUCACAGAGUCGGUGGCUCUUCUGGUGGUAUUCUAGCAAUCCUUCUUCUUCUUGGAUUGGUCUUGAAGUGCAAGGAAUCCAUACUCAGUUGA